This is a messenger RNA of Thyridium curvatum, 2886 nucleotides long. RefSeq lists its product as uncharacterized. The record is from RefSeq and is a predicted model, not a curated record. Lineage: Eukaryota; Fungi; Ascomycota; Sordariomycetes; Thyridiales; Thyridiaceae. Bases 1 to 2886 code for a protein of 961 amino acids. The transcript has 3 exons.
AUGCCUGCAAUUAACACUAUCCAACUUAAGGAGAGGCGCCGGCCGGCGUUGAGCAUCCGUAUUCCGGCCCCACGCAAAAGCCAUUGGGAUAUUGUGAAGAGGCAAAGCAUCGCGUCGCCUGACUCUCCAAACUCGCCGGCUUCGCAGAACUCUCCAGCAUCCCCGGCUUCCCCCGGGAGUCCGGACAGGCAACGAGUCAAUGCACGUGCCUCUCCCUCGCCAAACAGCGGCACGUUCCAAGGCGGUCGUCUUCCAAGCCCAACCUCGCCCGCUUCACCUGGGUCACCUGGAAGCCCUGCUGGUCGUCGUCUCAACACCCGCGGCCCCAAGUCUCCGAAUUCUCCAAACUCGCCCAACUCUCCCAACUCUCCCAACUCUCCCAACUCGCCCAACUCUCCCAACUCUCCCAACUCUCCCAACUCUCCCAACUCUCCCAACUCUCCCAACUCUCCCAACUCUCCAGCUUCUGCGGGCCCUGCACCGGGGAGACGUCCCAGACCUCGUCCGUCUAAGAGGCAGAGUAUUCGGUCACCGAACUCGCCGAAUUCACCCAACUCUCCGAAUUCUCCAAACUCGCCUAACUCUCCUAACUCACCGGUUUCGUCUGGAAGAUCACGGGCGAAGCGUCCCAGACCCCGUGUAUCCAGGAGGCAGAAUAUUAGGUCACCGAAGUCGCCCAACUCUCCAAAUUCUCCAAACUCACCCAACUCACCCAACUCUCCGGCAUCUGCAGGCCGUUCACGGGGCAGACGCCCCCGACCUCGUCCGUCCAAGGGGCAGAACAUUCGGUCACUGAACUCACCGAAUUCACCCAACUCGCCAAAUUCUCCGAAUUCGCCUAACUCGCCCAACUCACCGGCGUCUCCUAGAGGCGCACGUGGCAGGCGCGUUCAGAUUCGUGCCUCUCCUACACCGAACAGGGGUGCUUUCCGGGGACUUCAGAGUCCGAACUCGCCGGCCUCUCCGGCAUCGCCCGGAAGCCCGACUGUCCGGCGUCCCAGGGCUCGGCCUUCCAAGAGACAAAACCUCAGGCUUCCCAACUCGCCCAACUCUCCGAAUUCGCCCAAUUCUCCAAACUCUCCGAACUCACCGGCAUCACCAGGGAGCCCUGCUGGGCGACGAUUUGAUAGACGUGGCUCUUCCUCAGCAAGAAAAGGCACUUCCCAUGCUCUUCGCAGUCCGGGCUCACCAGCAUCACCGGGCUCACCUGGGUCGCCUGGAUCCCCCGGAUCGCCUAAGAAGUUCUCUCGGACCAGUGUUGCAGCCUCACAGCCAGCCCAGACAAGAACGACAGCUCCUACCAGCACCGUGGCUUCGGCUCCGGUCCCUACUCUGGCGCUGCCUGUGGCUGCCAACCCAGCAGCCGGCGGCAUCUCUCUCAAAGAUCCUGGCCUUGCUGUGAAACCGGUGCUGAACGCAGCUGACAGCCCUCCGUCCAGCCCUGAUUCUCCCAACUCUCCGAAAAGCCCAGACAGUCCUUCAAAGUCCAAGUUCUUUCCGUCAUCGUCGUCCGCACCGCCACCGACACAGACUGUGCAGCCACCACCCCCUCCAAGUUCCGUUAUCACCACAAGCACCACAUCUUCGGCUGUGGUCGCCACAACCAGCUCUUCGAGCGUUCCUCCGCCCGCAUCUGUCGCACCCCUUCCUCCUCCAGUGCUAAACCCGGAGCGAACAGGCCCGACCAGCGUGGAGUCGACAACUUCAUCGAUAUCCUCCACAUCGGUCAAGACGUCGACGACACCACCAACCCUGGCGACUCCGACUGAAACGGGCCAGGGCGGUACUGGGCGACCAACGACAACACUCGUGUCCCUCGUAACAUCUACGCAGAGUGCCGAUGUAGUGGUGUCUGGCGGUGAUAUCAUCGCUGCGCCAACCCUGAUUAUUACUAAGGUGCCGAUCGUUAUUGGUAGUAACACGCUUCCUUUGGCAACCGAAACAGGUGUCGGCCAGGGUGCACCUUCAACUACGACUGCACCAGCUGAUGGUAGUGGCACAUCGGGCACCAACCAGGGUGCCAAGGUUGGUAUCGGGAUGGGAUCUGUUGCUGCCGCAGCUGUCGUUGUCUCUCUGAUCUUUUUCUUCUUUCGAGGUCGGAAACGUGGCUACUUCAAGAAUGCACCAAGUUUCUCAGACUCGUUCCGGAACACGAAGGACAAGUUUGGAGGGGGCAAAUUGGGGUUCUCCACCAGCAGGAGCAUCCCACCCGCGAACAAAGGCGACAAGUCUCAAUCCAAGGUGCUCGACGACCUCAUCACCGCAGCGUACGCCGCCGAGGAGGCGGGUGGCAGAGGGGGAUGGGAUCAGUCUGGGCCGAAUGGUCCCUACGGAUACUACGACGAGAAGAGGGACAUGCAAGGCAAUCCAACGUUCAUGCCUGCCCAGAACUUUGACCAGCCUACUGUCCAAGUAACAGCACCUCACAUGUCGCCAGAGGCCGGAGAGCGGAACAACAUACAAGGGCAGUAUGGAGCAGCGGCUGGGACUUUGAAAUCCGAAGACUUCUUCCAGUCGAUGAAUCACGCCAGGGCUCCAGAGCCAAAAACACCCGAGGCAGUGGCCUGGGCUCUCGGACAGGCACAGACAGCACAGUGGUGGAGAAAUACAGGCAGUACUGCCCCCCGGGACCAACGUGAACAGCAAGGUCGAGCACCAGGCGCACCAGAACAAGAGCCGCACGCGUUCUCUGGGCCGCCUGGCGCCGCAAGGCUUGGCGAGUCUCCGCAGUCGAGUGUGGCAGAUGUGCGGACUGCGAAAUGGGUCGAGAUCAACGGUCCGUUUGCCGCCCCUGUUCUCACACAGACCGGAGGCCAUCUCGAUGUCUCUGACCAGGCGUAUCCGACGCUGUCUUCUGUCUCGACCGAGAGGAGGAUGUGGGGAUGA